This is a messenger RNA of Callorhinchus milii (elephant shark), 1790 nucleotides long. RefSeq lists its product as uncharacterized. The coding region runs from base 254 to 1774 and encodes 506 amino acids. Lineage: Eukaryota; Metazoa; Chordata; Chondrichthyes; Chimaeriformes; Callorhinchidae. Gene Ontology annotation, biological process: intermediate filament bundle assembly; wound healing. The transcript has 13 exons. Gene Ontology annotation, cellular component: cell junction; keratin filament; membrane. The record is from RefSeq and is a predicted model, not a curated record. Gene Ontology annotation, molecular function: protein binding; keratin filament binding; structural molecule activity.
AGAGAGUGAUUGACCACAUGCUGUGUCCUGGCUGCUGAGGAUCAAUUUGCUGUCGAGCUGUGUUUGGGAAGAGGGAGGAGACCAGGGUGUAAACAGGUGUAAGAUGAGAAGGUCAGGUUAAUACGUUUCGUGGCACUAAUCAGUCUCUGGUGCUGGGCUGAGCUCACACUCACUCACACUCAUUCACACUCACUCACUGACACAGCAACGAGAGGUUUGUUUACAUUCGUCAGCUGAGCGGAGAGCCCAGACAAUGGAGUCUGUGUCCAACACUGACGUACAUCACAUCUCAACAGGUGAGAAGGUGACGGAGAUGCAGAAGAAGUUGUUUGAAAACUGGAUGAAUACUCGCCUGAGAAGGAGUGGAGCCAAGGAUCGAGUUGGGGACCUGUUUGGAGAUACCCAGGAGGGGCAACUCCUCAUCCUACUACUGGAAGCAAUAACGGGAGACCAGCUGCCCCGAGUCACCGGCCUGUGGUGGGUCCUCACACUGGUGACGUACUGGAGGCGAAAGUGGAACCUGGAGAUUGUCCUGCACUAUCUGGAAAGCCACAGGGUGCGUGUGGACAUGGUCAAUGUGCACACUCUGAUCAACGCAGACCCCACAGAGAUUCUCCGACUCACGUCAGUGCUCGUCUCUCACUAUGAGGUGGGAACGAGGUGCAGUGAGCUGCUGACAAGGAUCCACUGUGUGCGGAGCUGGUUAGAGACACUCCAUCUGACCCGUGACAGCAAUCUGAAGGGGCUCCGCGGGGAGCUCUGGCAGCACAGGGCGAGUCUGGAAGCGGAUCGACGGGAGGCUGGGGAGACCCUGCAAUCCUUCAACAUGGCCAGAGGCGUGGGGGACCUGCCGGAGCUCGCCAGCGCUCUGAACACGCUACAGCACAAGCACCACCUCACACGUCUGUACCUGGACAUGCUGAAUGUGAUUGAAGCCGCCCUGAGCCACGUACCCACAGCCUGGGACUGUCUGCGUUGUUACGAGCAACACCUCAGGGAACGCAGGAGCCGAGCACUGAGCUCAGGCACAGCCAUAGAUGCCCUCAGACAGGAUCUGAAGUAUCUACACAUGGAUCUCGAUGACCAGAGGGAAUGUUUCUGGGAGUUGGAGGAGAGCUUGUCUGAGGUGACAGCUCUCAGUGAGCAGCUGAGGAAGAGCAACCAAUCAUGCAGCACAAACCUGACCCAGUACAACCAGAGCAUCCAGAGCAUCAUCCAACAGCAACAGGCCGUGCACUGCCAGAUAGACCACAGGUUGCUUGUGUUAAUGGGGGUCCGCCGGAGGUUGAAGGGGUUCCGAGCAAUGUACGAGCAGUUGAUGGCCUGUCAGGCGGGUGGAGACACUGCGAGACACGAGAACGGAGUCAAUAACACAAAGAGCGCUGGGUGGAUGGCCCAACUGAUGGAGCAGUACCGGAUUCAUGCAGUACAGUACAUGGAGGCUUGCAAGGAGUACGAGCUGCAGACGGAAUUGUUUAACCGUGCGGUGGGUGUGGGAGUGGAGUUGGCGGAGGAGGAGCCGGGCUCAGUGUGUGCCGAUAUAAUCCAGCAGACUCUCGCUGUGUGUGGUGUGCUGAACAGCCAUCGCCAUGGAAUUGGUCACCGCUCGGAGACCGAGACGUUGCUGACCCCGAGUGCGCGGGAGCCGGGCCUGGGGUCGGCGGUGGCACAGUCCGGGAGCGAGCUGAGCGGGACAGGCUGCGUGGCAGGGGUCCUGCACGAGGGCUUGGGGGAGACUCUGGGUGUGUACGCAGCCCAGCGCCGAGGCUUGUGAGACCCGCCAUCGCUCU